UUCAAGUGAAAAGCAAGUCUAUUUAGAAAUAUUAUGAAAUAAUAUUUAAUUUAGCAAAAAUGGCAGAAGCGUGUGAAAGCUUUACAAAUUGCCAGUCUAGAGGAAUAGAUGACGACAUCACUAAAAUGGAGCGGAAACUGGCAAAGAUUUCCAGAUUUAUUGGGCACAUGUACCAGAGGGAUAAUAAAAGGAUUGAUCUGGAAGAUGAUGUGGAGGAGGCAGAAUUUGAAAAGCAACUUCUCAAUUACGGUCGCAUUGCGAAAGAGUAUGAAAGCAAGUGGUCUAAACAAGCUUCCUCUAACGAGAGUCUCCAAAAUGAGCUAAUGCGGGCCGUCGAGAAGCACAGCGUUUGGCGAAAAGAACUGACAAAAAUCCUUCACAGAAUUGCACUUUCAGUAGGAAAUCCCAGGAAAAAAAUUCAAUCCGAUUUAACUCAGCAUGGGUCUUCCACUGAGAUUCAUGAUGAGGAAGUGAGCAAAUUAAUUGAACGCCAAGAAUCGAUGGAGAAAAAAAUACUGAAGCUCAGAACUCACGUUCAUAUCAGUAUUAUUGGUCAAAGGGACAAAAUGAUUGCCGAGACUUUGCCAAAGCGGGAGACAAAAAUUCUGCAAAUUCAAAUCAAACAAGACAUCUUACAACAUAAGCUUGCAGUGGCAGGAAACCUACUAUCCAGACAAAUAGAAUUUAAAAAUCACAUUUCAGAGGCAAAGUCACUAUAUUGUUUUUGUAGUUCUUAAUAAUAUCUUAAUAGAGACGGGAAUCUGCGCAAAGGCAUAAAACGAAUUUGGCAAGCAAAAUAAUGACGCUGCAAAGUGACUUUACCAUGUCCAGCCUUGCUUACAGUCAGGCUUGCCAAACUUACAAAAGGCUUCAGAUGCAACACAAAGAUUUAUGGUGCCGCGUAGAGGAUGCAAAAAUUUCUGGCGACUUAGCAGUUUUAGCCAAUAUGAAUGAGCAACACAACUGGAUAAUCAAUGAUCUAGACAAAAUGAUCCGAAGCACUAGGCUGAAGUGUGAGACACUAGAUAAACUCCUCUGUAGCAUGACCUCAAGAAAGAAAAUCGGAUCCACUUUGGAAUGAAUUUUCAAAAUUGUUGAAUAAACCCAUAUUUAUUCGAGGUAAUGUAAAUGUAACAUUUAAUCCUCCUCUUCGUCUCCGCCACCACCACCGCUGGUAGCCUUACGCAUGUUCUUCCUCUUGACACGACCAGGGCGGCCACCACCGAAGGGCGACUUGAGGGAGAAGUCAAUGUGCUUCUGGCUGUCCAGGCGGACUGUGAAACUGGGAAUGUUCACCACCUGUUUGCGGACACUGCAAGAAGAGAACAUGUUUUAAAUGGAAUCAUGUAUGGUUGCAAUUUAAUUAUAAAAUA
Molecule: messenger RNA, 1373 nt
Organism: Neocloeon triangulifer
Lineage: Eukaryota; Metazoa; Arthropoda; Insecta; Ephemeroptera; Baetidae
Exons: 4
Coding region: 60-737 (225 amino acids)
Source: RefSeq, a predicted model, not a curated record